Molecule: messenger RNA, 1488 nt
Organism: Pomacea canaliculata
Lineage: Eukaryota; Metazoa; Mollusca; Gastropoda; Architaenioglossa; Ampullariidae
Exons: 5
Coding region: 302-925 (207 amino acids)
Source: RefSeq, a predicted model, not a curated record
GACUUUUUUGGAACACCAACUCAGGUCUUCAGGAUGUAUCUUUGGGAUUGUGUGUCCAUGUGUUAGAGAGCAAACGUGACAUGACAUUAGUGUGUACAAAAUAAAUGUGGUUUUACUUCGUGGAGGACGGUGUCCCACUUUACUGGAGAAAAACCUUGGUGAAUAUGACACACGUGUAUAAAGGAGGACAUUCACUGGUCUGACAAGUCGCACGGCGAUGUUUUUAUAGUGUUUGUCAUUGCUCCGAUAGCAAGCAAGAAAAUUAAUCUCGUCCUAACCUCAGCUCAAAGUGACAGAGGCAAUGGCUGGCAGACGACUGUGGAUAACAUGUCUCGUAUCACUGCUCACCAUAGAGGGUCAUUCAGGUUUGACCAUUGGUGGCUGUGAACAGGGCAGUGUCGUGGUUACUAACGGCACAGACCCUUCAUUCACCUGCACCACAUCUUUGUCGAACUGGUUGUGGUGGAAGAUUUUCAGUGAGGAGGGAACAUAUUUCGGCUACUGUAACAGAUGGGGAUGUACACCGUGGAAUAUCCAGUAUACGGUAGAUGUGAAAGGUUCUUCGUCCAGCGUCUACACAUCCAGUCUGAUGAUAAAGAGGAUCACGGGAAACUCAACCAGGACACUAGUUUGUAGCAGCCCUGGGGAACCUUUGGAGGCUUGGUGCAGUCUGACAAUAACAAAUGAACAAUUUACUAAAGAAAAUGAGGACAAAGGAACUGGAUCGUCUGUCGAUGAGAAAGGAGCGAUAAUCGGUGGCGUUAUUGGAGGUGUGGUUCUCCUCGCCAUUGUUAUCGCCAUUAUCGUUGUCUGCAUCCUCAGACGAAAGAAAGAUAAAGACUUUGAUGUUCAAAGGUCAGACACUACAAGUGAUUCAGAUCCGCCAGACUUUUCAAUGGCUACCUACCAAUGCACCAGAUGUUAAACAAGAUAUUUUAAAAAGUCAUAAAACUUGAAACCAUUCCACACACUACAGUGAGACUGACAGAAGUUUCAGCAAAAUGUUUGGUCGUUAAUUUCUUUUUUUUUCAUUUUUACUGAGGUUUACAAACUUGUCACAGUGCGACCGUUGAAACAAGUGCUGUUACUCCUAGUAGAAGGGAGGGGACAAGAUUGUUUGUGCCUUGUUUUAUAUUAAUGGAUAAAUGUGUGAAUACAGUACCUAGCUAGUAUGUUGUUUAAAGCUCUUGAACAAAAUGUGUAUAUUAACUUGCUGCAUUAGCCUAAUAUAUGAAGGCUUAAAAUAUGUUUAAGCUCGAUAAAAAAGCAUUAAACCUACAUUUUUCGGGUGUAAAGCUUAUUAUUCGCAGGGUAACAAUACGUUGGUUAUUCAUAGAAUGAUAUUUUUGAAGUCAAGGAUUGCUUUUUUAGUCUUUUUUAUUCUCUUUUCCCUUUUAGGCUUCUUUGUGAUUUUAUCUGCCCACUUCUUUUCUUUAUACUUUCUAUACGACAGGAGCGGGAGUGUGUGUGUGUCGCUGUGCAUGCGGG